Molecule: messenger RNA, 2418 nt
Organism: Umbelopsis ramanniana AG
Lineage: Eukaryota; Fungi; Mucoromycota; Umbelopsidomycetes; Umbelopsidales; Umbelopsidaceae
Exons: 13
Coding region: 246-2306 (686 amino acids)
Biological process (GO): early endosome to late endosome transport
Cellular component (GO): early endosome membrane; extrinsic component of endosome membrane; late endosome membrane
Molecular function (GO): protein binding; phosphatidylinositol 3-kinase regulator activity
Source: RefSeq, a predicted model, not a curated record
AACCGCGUCUUCGUUAUCUGCAACCUAUUGCCAUCCAUGCCACUCACUCACUGUUGAUAAACAUUGUAGAGCAGUUAAUUCUGUUGUUUGUUUCAAUUACGUAGGAGCCUUUUAUAGAGCAGCAGUGUCAUGGCAGGUUAAAACUUGAGUGCCCCCAUUUACCCAAAAAGUCCCAAUUUUUUCCGGUCCUUAUAACUACUUUGCACGGUUCCUGUUGCUGGGAAUCCAUUGAUCUCCAUUUAUCAAUGAAUUCAAUUUACCAAGUGGAUGACUUGGUAAAGGAAUACCUCCUGUUUAGGGGAUUCAACAGCACAUUUCGUGCAUUGGAGUUAGAGAGUCGAGCAGAUAGAGACAAGGGAUUUCAGGUCGAUAAGAUCAUCGAAGAGCUUUUUGGCUAUGUACAAACCAGUGAUAUCACCAAUUUGCUGGAAUCCUGGCGGUACUUGGAUACCCGAUACUUUUCAAGACUCGACAGUCGAUUCCAGCGAACAGUCAAAAAGUUCGAGCUAUGUUUAUUACGAUAUUAUUUAGUCCAUGCUAUGCAGGUCAAGAGACGAGAUAGGGUCAUCGAGUUCUUCGAUGUCUAUGGCGCUGAAUUGCAUGAAAACUCGGAAUGGUUGAAAUGGUUCGCCUUGCCGUAUUCCAAAAACCCAACCACCGACCCUGCUUUUGAAACCUUCUUCUCAAAACAAUGGCUAGAUAAUUAUAUUGUGUCACUUCACAACUUCCUGAACACCAUCUUUCAGAAUAUGCCCCUCCCAAGUCUGUUGACUCUCAACUUAGAUAAGAUUCAGAAAAAGGCACAACAGACCGAGAUAGACGCAUUGAAAGCUUCAGUAGAAACUCUAAAGGCUAAUAUGGAAACAUUGGAAGGAGAGAAUCUAUCGCUGAAGCAGAAGUUAACAGAGACCAAGAAAGAAAUGACAGACGGCAUGACAAGGAUGCGAAGGCGUGCAGUAUCAAUGGUGGAUUCAAAGACUCGGACGUCGGUAGCUAGCCCUGAUUCCUCCAGCAAAACAGAGACCCGCAGCCGAAGGAAAACAACGCAAUCACUGUCACUGUCGAUACCCGAAGACGAUGGUAUUAGCGGACCAUCUACAUCAGAAUCGCUAUCGGACAGCAAUGAAGCAUUUCUGAUUACCACUCAGGAAGAGUUUUUUGAGCAUACAUCUGGCAUCACACAUGCAAAGUUUUCCAGCAAUGGCUCAACCAUUGCAAGUUGUGAUAUGGACAACAUUAUACGAACGUGGUCUUAUCAGGAUCAACUCUCUAACCCAUCUAAAAUCAAAAACGCUGCUAAUGUGCUGUCUCUUGAAUGGGAGGCGCGAUCUGAUAAAUUGUUAUUGAUAGGAACCGAUUCUGGGCUCAUUCGAGUCUAUAAUACAGAAUCACAAUCCAUCGUGCAGACGUUCCGAACCGAUGAGAAGCUACCAAAAGUGACUCAGAUAUCGUGCAGUCCAGCAGAAUCCGUGUUUGUGAGUGCUGCAUCUAACGCUACCUAUGGAACGCAGGGUGCAUCGACCGGUAGCUUGAUAUCUUGGAACCUGAAGACAAUGCAGAAGCAGCAAACAUUUGAAUUGGAAGGCUCAGAAGCCUCAUCCAUUAUCAACACUGUUCAAUAUAAUCACAAUGGUCAAUUACUUGUUUCUGGAAACGAUCAAGGCUUUAUUAGGAUAUUUGAUGCGAGAACGAUAAAGCCCAUCAUGGAGUGGAAGUCAGAAGCCCAAGUUGCCACGUGCUUUGCACAGUUCAGUUUUGACGAGACAUCGAUCAUGGAUGUAUCCGCCAACGGCAUGCUUACGCAAUGGUCUGUCCAUAAGCCUGGCGUAUCGCUCUCAUCUGUCAAAUUGACAGGAUUCCCACCACCGUCUCCUUUCAGUAUGCCGACACCGCAAUCACCCAUUGAUAUCCCAGGCAACCUAUCACCCUCCACCAUCGAUAUACCCAAACCACGAGUUUCGUCCUCCUCGGCAUCUCGCAGAUCCGUUUCAUCCAUGCGAUCGGGCCGCUUACCGUCUGUGGACGAUACAUACACCCAAACCUUGUUGUCCGUAUCCCCUCGCCCUCAAAUGGUAGCGUUCAGUCAUGACACCGAGCACGUCCUUUGCGCCGCCACAGCCACGAAACGAGCAGACAGCCCAGUGGUGGGCAUGGUGUACCAAGUGGCCCAGGGAGAACCGGUUCAACAAAUUGCAGCGACGCAAAACGAGAAACUCACCGUCGUUGACUGGACGAGUGCCGCCAAUGCCUGCCUGACAGGAACAGCCGAUGGUAGUAUCCGAGUCACAAAGUUGAUUCGAGUGUAGACGUUUGUCUAGUGGCAUACGCAUAAGAUAUGUUCUAUAAUAGCCAUUCUAGCCGACUUUUGCUAUAUUUAUUUGUUUGUUCUUCUUUUGAUCUGGAAGGAUUUUUUUUUUU